Molecule: messenger RNA, 2205 nt
Organism: Trichogramma pretiosum
Lineage: Eukaryota; Metazoa; Arthropoda; Insecta; Hymenoptera; Trichogrammatidae
Gene: Ada3
Product: transcriptional adapter 3-B
Exons: 2
Coding region: 18-1442 (474 amino acids)
Biological process (GO): regulation of transcription by RNA polymerase II
Cellular component (GO): SAGA complex
Molecular function (GO): transcription coactivator activity
Source: RefSeq, a predicted model, not a curated record
AAUAAUAAAUAAUCAUCAUGUCUGGAAAAGGUAAACAAAAUUCAAAAAAAGCCAUGGUUAAAUCUGGUACCUCUCGAGAGAGUGGAGGUAAACUGUCUCAACAGUUGCAACAACCAAGUACUCCUUUGGCAACAGAUCAUUCCAGUUCUGACAGUUCAGAAGCUACAAUAACAUUACCUGUUAUUAAGAUGAUAGACAACAGUAAACUUCUUCCACGUUAUACCAGCAUUCUUGAGCGAACUGCUGAAGAAGGAAUCACUAUGGAAGAUUUGGAUAUACUACAAAAUGAAUUAGAAACAUUAUUAUCGGCUACUGUUGUGCGUUCUAGGCUGAUAAAUGAAGAAAUCAUCAAUCUCAAUGUUUCAGAAGAAAAAAGGGACAAAAGAUCAAAGGCUAGUAAAAGUUUAACUUUGGUUGAUAAAAAAUCAAGAGAUGAAAAACUCAAACCCAAAGAACUUGGUUUAAAGUCACAUUCACCAUUACCUACAAAGUUGAUGAAACAGAGAGCUGCUGGCAGUUCAGCUACUCAAGUAGUACCAAAUCCUCAUGAAAUUGUAAGAGUAGAAGGUUCUAAGUUGGAUGGGAAAUCUUUACUACCAAAAAAUGACACUUUAAAUAAAUUUUGGGCUUCGGUCGAACCAUAUUGUGGUGAUAUUACAUCAGAAGAUAUAAAAUUAUUGCAAGAUCUCAUUGCUCAUCAUAGUGAUCUUGGGGAAUUUAAAAAAAUUCCGCCUCUUGGCAGGCAUUACACUAUGGUGUGGGCUGAACAAGAACUCAUGCAAGAGGAAGAAGCAGGAAGAGAUCCCAAUAAUACAGAAAAGAAAAAACAGAGUGAUGUGACUCGACUGCUGUCAAAAGUGGACAAAAAAAGUAAUGGAAUAUCAGGACCUUUAACUCAAAGACUUGUAUCUGCUCUACUAGAAGAAAAUGUUUAUGUGGCAAAUAAUAAUGCAGAUAAUAAAUUAUUCAGAGAUGGCGAUCCCCCAGUAUUACGUGAUUUAUCUAUUCAAAAUUCAAUGAAUCUGGAAAUGCGGAUGCAUAAAGAAUUGGUUGAACAAGGUAUUCUUGAUGCUGAACCCCAAAAAAAAAAUCCAGAAGAAGAUGAAAUUCUUAUGGAAAUUAAAAGAUGCCAGAGAGAAUUAAUAGCAUUGUCUAGUCACAAUGAACAACAAUUAAAAAAACUGUUACAUCACGCUAAAGAUGAAUGCAAAAGACAAGAACUAAAACGUAAAAUAUCAACUGUUGACAAUGAAGUUGUAGAAAAUUAUACAAAACUUGUUGCAGCAAAACAAAGAAAAGUACCACUGACUAAAAAAGAUCAAGAAAAGGCAUGGGCCAGUCUCAAAGAAAGAGAACAACUUUUAGAACAAUUGAAUUCUAUGCCUCCAAAUGAUAUUGGAGAACCUGUAGUAGUAAAACCUAAUCUUGAUACUCAAUGUUAGUGUUUUCACAAUAUAGUGCCACUUAAAUAUCAAUUAAUUAUUAUCAAAUUUGAUUUUAUUUGGUUCACUAAAAUAUUAAUGUACAUUUGUAAUAAGAUUCUUAUUGUAGAUUUUGAAUAAUGAGCUAUAUCUAAUGAUUGCAAUGAACAUUCAUUGUCAAAAAUUAAAAAAUAACAUUUUUCAUAAACUACUUUGCAUUUUUUGAGUUAAAAAAAUGUCUAUUCCUAGUUUUAAAUACGCACUGAACUAAAUCUUUCUAGUCUGUGCUAAGAGUUAUAUGAAAAAAGUAUUUCAUGUACUAAAAGUGAAUCAUAAAUCAUUCACUUCAAAUGAAAGUUUCAUUUUUAUAUAAUGCUAAUAAAAUGAAACAUGUAUAUUUUUGACACUUAAUAAUUUUGGCCAAUUUGAGAUCAAUGUUAAUUUGCUUACAUACUCCCAAAUGACGCAUUUUUUUACUGCAAGGUAUUAUGAGUAACGCAGUAUGUAUUAAAAAUUAGGCAUUUUAGAAUUUAUGUUUUUUUAUAAAUGAAGAAAAUUCAGAUUAUGAAAUAAAAAUAAUAACUUCAAAAUGAAUGGAUAACUUUCUCAAUCUAUAUUUUCCUACUUAUUUUACUACUUACAAGUAGUAUGCUGUUAAAAAAAUUUACAUGAAACUUUAUAUGUUAUUCAAUCAAAUAUAUUCAGAAUUGCAUUAUACUAAGACUAAAAUAAAACGAAAUUUUUUUUUAAAUUAUUUUAAUGCAACCCCUGUUUAAAAAAAAUC